UACAAAGCACAACGCUAAAUAAACGUGUGCGGUUUUUUGCCUACAAAUUAUUUUGCCUGAAUACAGACCUAGAUAUCGAACAUUUUAGGAAAAAGAGUCCAAAAAUGAGUGGGAUGGGAGAAAUAGAGGACCAAAGCCGGCGAAAUGAACUCGAAGAAGAGAUGUCACGGUUUGAACAAGAAAUAGCAGAGCAUCCAAUAUCAAGGCCAGUUAUAGCCACAAAUACAUUUCGUAUGGCAUCACAGGCAAUCCAGAAUGCAGCUACUGUUCCAGAUGUUAAACCACAACCAGAAAUAUCUAAUAAUCAGCAUUUUGUCCAAGGAGUGCACCCGCGUCCAUUGUUGCAACCUCCCAAUCCUAGUUUACGACCACCAGUUGUUCAGGGCGCUUUGAAUCAAGUGCGCCCUCACAUGCAGGGUCCGAUCAGACAUCCUGUGCAAGUCCCUCCUAAUCAGUUACCUCGUCCUGGAAUACCACAUGCAAUGUCAUUGCCACCUAGGGUGCCUUCCAUGGUACCCCAAAUGGUCUCUAACCCUGGAGCCAUGCCUGUUAUGGGGCCUGUCGCAGUACCCAUGGUCCCAGUGCCCAUCCCUGUACCAAUACCUGGUAUGCCUGUGGCAGGGCCAGUUGCUGCCACAGCCGUGCCAAUAAUGACUCCUGAAGAGCAGAAAGAGUGGGGCUCAACAUAUUCACAGGCUGCGAACUCAGAGGCAAAGGAUAAAAAGAAACCCAAAGAGAAAAAAUAUUUGAGGGUGGCAGGCAAUCAAGUGUGGGAGGAUUCGUCAUUAGCAGAAUGGGAGAAUGAUGACUUCCGUGUGUUUUGUGGUGAUCUUGGAAAUGAGGUUACUGAUGAGAUACUCGCUAGAACGUUUGCAAAAUAUCCAUCUUUACUAAAAGCUAAAGUUGUGCGUGAUAAAAAGACAAACAAAAGCAAAGGAUAUGGAUUCCUGAGCUUCAAAGAUCCCAAUGACUUUGUCAAAGCUAUGAAAGAAAUGAAUGGCAAAUAUAUUGGGAAUCGACCGAUCAAACUUAGGAAAAGUACUUGGAAAGACCGCAAUAUAGAAGCUGUCAAGAAGAAAGCAAAAGAAAAGAAGCGUUUGGGUUACAGAUAACAGUAUCACUGAACAAAUGUGAACUCUUCUGGAAUGUCAUUAGCUCCCUUUUGACCUUGUACUAAAGAUUCCUUGUGAAUAUGAUAGAGAUUUUUGUGAAAGGCAAAAAUUUAGUCUGUCCACAGCGGCACAAAGCCAACAGAUGGAAUGCAGUUCAUGCUAUUGUAAAGGCUGUAGAUCAUUCUUUUAGUUUGGUCACUCAUUUUUGUAUGACAUCUUUUGUUAUUAGUAAACUACCAGGUUUGACAAGGACUAUACAUUUUCAAAUCAAAAUUGACUCUUUCCAUUAAUUUUCAUGCUUGUAAAACCCUAUCAAGGAAAUGGUUGGUUGUAAAUAGUAAAUACACUUUCCUCUUUUCUGA
Stylophora pistillata is the source of this 1474-nucleotide messenger RNA. RefSeq lists its product as uncharacterized. Lineage: Eukaryota; Metazoa; Cnidaria; Anthozoa; Scleractinia; Pocilloporidae. The record is from RefSeq and is a predicted model, not a curated record. Gene Ontology annotation, molecular function: mRNA binding.